UCUCGUCGGGGCUGCCCUCCGCCGCCACCGUAGGCUACGGCAGGCGGGGUGAAUCGAGCGCCGAGUGGCGGCGGCGCAGCCCGGUGACGUCGUCUCCCUGCGCGGCGCCGGGAGGGUGAUGGCGGCGGCGCGGCGCGGCGGGACGGGACCGGCGGGGGAAAAUGGGGGCGCUGCGGCCCGCGGUCCCCGCCGAAAGCGGGUGUGGAGGCCCGUCUGGCAGCGCGGCGUCGUAGGCAGCGUCCAGGAGGGACGAGGAUUUGCAUUUCGGAGAAAACAAAAGGUUGAGAGGCAAUACAGGAAAUUAUUGAAAAAGAGAAGAAAGGUCCGUUCACAACAGGAUGAUCAGUUUACUGAUACCUAUCCAGAGCACUUGAAACAUCUUUACCUAGCCGAGGAAGAAAAAAUGCUUAAGAAACGUCGCAGGCCUCCAGAUGAUUCAGUUUUAUCAGAAGAAAAACUUAAUAAAGCAGUAGAGUCAGUUACUACUGAAGGGAAAUUUAAGAGGAAAACAUCCAAUCAGAAGGCAAAAGAAGAGUAUGAGAAAAUAAAGGCUGAGCGUGCCAGGAAGAAAGAGGAAGCAGAAAAAAGAAAACAACAAAGAGAAGAAGCUCAACGGUUGUACAAACAAAAGAAAAUGGAAGCCUAUAAAAUAUUGUGUAAGAAGACAAAAAAAGGACAGCCAAAUCUAAACUUACAGAUGGAGUUUCUUCUUCAGAAAAUACAGCAAAAUACAUAAACUUCUGCAUACAUCUUAAUUGUAGGUUUUGAGUUACCUAUGGACAUUGUAUUAAAUUACUUUUAAUACGUAAUGUCUUUUUCCUUCUGUAUGACUUUUGUCAUCGUCUUGAUUUGUCUCAUCUGUCCAGUACUGGAGGAUAUUCAUCCUGAAAAUACGUAUUCUGUGCUGAGAGAGAGAGAUCUGAUACCAUGAAAAUAAAUGGUCUAUAUUUCUAAACUUAAAUUCUGUUAGCUAUGUAAUAUCCUGAAUUCCAAUCAUCAGAGCCUAGUACCAUCUGAACAGGAUCUACAUAGUGUAAAGCUUUUGUUUUCUACCUCGAACAUCUCCUGCAAUUGUGACAACUAAAAUUAUGCUUACCUGAGUAAAAUGAUAUGUGUGACAUAACUGAUAUCUCAUGAACUGCCAAGGCUCAGAGUGCGUUUUGUGUGCUGUUGGAUAGGAUUUGGCACAUGAAAACACAAAACAUAAACUAUACUUGGAUGGCUAUUCUCAUUCUCCACAAAGAAUAAAACUUACCAAAGGUCCAAAAAUGGUUUGAACGUAAAGAUCAUGUAGACUUAACAUAUACUUUGUGCUUGGUGAUUUAUA
Molecule: messenger RNA, 1327 nt
Organism: Chroicocephalus ridibundus (black-headed gull)
Lineage: Eukaryota; Metazoa; Chordata; Aves; Charadriiformes; Laridae
Gene: CCDC59
Product: coiled-coil domain containing 59
Exons: 4
Coding region: 119-736 (205 amino acids)
Cellular component (GO): nucleus
Source: RefSeq, a predicted model, not a curated record